GGGGUGGGUUUGAGGCGCCGAGAUGCGCAUGCGCUUUGUUUUCCUCCGCCUUGCAGGGAGGACGAAGACAGCUCCAGAGAUCCUGUGUCCCUAGCCGGUUGAAAUUUGCAGUGGUCCUACCAUGGGGAACACCACCAGUGAGCGGAUGUCUGGGGAGCGCCACGGUUCGAAGUCUCACCGCUCCGAUGGCGCCAGCAGUGCCCACCACACCAAGGACCACUCGCACAAGAUCAUGGUGGGCAGCACUGAUGAUCCGAACGUCUUCAGUACCCACGACUCCAAGCUUCCUUGUGAGAAAGAAUUCGUGUCCUGGCAGCCUGAUUUCGAUGACCCCACCAAGCCAUCCCAGCAAGCUCGGCCUACCGUCAUCCGCUGGACUGAAGGAGGCAAGGAAGUCUUCAUCUCGGGAUCCUUCAACAAUUGGAACACUAAGAUUCCUCUCAUUAAAAGCCACAAUGACUUUGUUGCCAUUCUGGACCUGCCGGAAGGAGAACACCAGUACAAGUUCUUUGUGGAUGGUCAGUGGGUUCACGACCCCACCGAGCCAGUGGUCACCAGUCAGAUGGGGACUAUCAACAAUUUGAUUCACGUCAAGAAGUCGGACUUUGAGGUGUUUGAUGCUCUGAAAGUGGACUCUCAGGAAAGUUCAGAGUCUUCCUGUCGAGAUCUCUCUGGUUCCCCUCCUGGGAUUUAUAGUCAAGAAAUGUACGUCUAUCGGCCUGAAGAGCGUUUCAAAUCCCCACCCAUUCUCCCUCCCCACCUCCUCCAAGUCAUCCUCAACAAGGAUACUAAUAUUUCGUGUGAUCCAGCCCUUUUGCCUGAGCCAAAUCAUGUCAUGUUGAACCAUCUCUAUGCGCUCUCCAUUAAGGAUGGUGUGAUGGUGCUCAGUGCCACCCACCGCUACAAGAAGAAAUACGUUACCACCCUCCUCUACAAGCCCAUUUAAAUUGCUGCCGGUCCCCGUUAUCUGUUGGACAGAGGAGGGGGAGCUGUUCAGAGACUGCUGUUUGGUGUGCCCGCACUGGAAUACACGGCAAGCGUUAAGAGUGGCCGUCAGAUUCCCGGUAGAGCUGAAAGCUCUGUAAGAUGCCAACCGUGUCUUGUUCACGUGUGAUUUUCGUUCCCCUGGUGACUCGUUCUACCCUAUAACUUGUGCUUCUUAAUUGCACAUCGUUGGUACCGUCAAGGUGUUGGGCACGUUAUCCGAUGGACCCUGAAGGGACCUGGCUUCCUUGUGAGGAACACAAAGGCAAAGCAAAAGAUCUCUCUUCCUCCGUGGCCUGUGCCGGAUGGCCUCUUGCAGUUCUCCCGCCCUGGAGAUCUUUAUGGGAACAGCAGGGUUCAAGGCAGAGAAGGGAAAUGUCUUUUCACCUGAUGUUCGGUCGACACCUGCUUCCUGUUCCUCACCAUCAUGUGAUUGUUAAUUGUUAUUGAUUUUAAAAGUGCCGUUUUACAGAUAAUGAUACCUCUCCCCUCAAGGACCCUACCUGGAAGUGUAGGGGUAUUUUAGUAAAAAAAAAACACACACUAACAUACGAAGGACUGAAGCACGAUGCAGUUGACUAUCGAAACAUAUAUAUGUUGUAUAGAAUCCAUACACUGUAAGCAAAUGGAUGCAAAACACAAGUGUUUAAAGUUCAGUACACAGUGUGUUCAGUGGAUUUCCAGUAAAGUCUGAUCCCUUUUAGCACAAAUAUUCAAGACCACUAUCUGUUGCCUGUACAUUAUAUAACAAACUACGUGUUUGCCUAGGAAGAUGGACUCACUCCUGCAAACUCAGCUCUCCUCGGUUGGCAAUAAGGGCCUGUAUCAGUACCCCUCGUGCUGAAUCACAAAUCUCCUUUAAAACCUCCAUUUAUUUAGCAUAGUUAAAGGGGACAGGAGAAAAAAAACCUUUUAUAAUUCUUGCAUCUAAAUGUUCUUAUCAGUAUGUUAAAGAUAUAUGGGCAUAACAAAAGUAAAGACCAUAUGGAAAGAAACAGAAUUCUUAGGGUUCAGUAAAAUAACUGAUUUGAAUGUUUUUAAAAAGUCCCAUACUAAUGAGGAGGCCCCAGUGAGGCUUCAGGAACUCAUUUCCUAGCUCCCAUUUAUCCUGAUCCCAAAUUCCAAACGAAACAGGGGGCGAGUCCUCCUUAUAAAGAAAAAAGCCACUCAUAUAUCAUUUAAAGAUGGUACUCGGAGGGAUACAGAUCA
Molecule: messenger RNA, 2193 nt
Organism: Gekko japonicus
Lineage: Eukaryota; Metazoa; Chordata; Lepidosauria; Squamata; Gekkonidae
Gene: PRKAB2
Product: protein kinase, AMP-activated, beta 2 non-catalytic subunit
Exons: 8
Coding region: 122-946 (274 amino acids)
Biological process (GO): signal transduction
Cellular component (GO): nucleus; cytoplasm; nucleotide-activated protein kinase complex
Molecular function (GO): protein kinase binding
Source: RefSeq, a predicted model, not a curated record